GUGUCACCACUCCCAAAUAAAAGCUGAGUUAGCGUCCUUUAGAGUACUUUUUCAUUCGAUUUCGCGUGGCUUUGUUAACCUCAGACUCUCGAGGUUUCUUUAUCCUUAACCAUUGGCUCAAGCGGAAUCGAUAUGUGAGUACAUUUGUCAUUAUUUUAGGGCAACCGAUGGUACCAUAUGACAAUUUCUCGGCCCCAAAAGUUGUUCAAGCAAAGCAAACUGAAUUACGAAGCCAGAGAACAAAAAUACUGCUGAACAAGGCAGUUGGACGUGCCAUGAUGAAAGAAUUGAUAGUAAUGAUUCUUUUAGCAAGCAUCGGACUUACAGAUGCCGGAGGAAAUCAAGAUCGUCUGUCAUGUUUUGGUUGCGGUAGUUACAACUCAUGGGAAGAAUGUGGUACAAGAGUAGAGGAACGCAAUUGCCAGAAUGGAGAAAAUCGUUGCGGAUUGCUUUCAUUGCGUUCAUCUGUUCAACAACUUUACCUAAAAGGAUGCUUUAAAAACACUGACUGUAUAAAUUACCAGCAUCCAAGUUGGUGUUCACAGAAUGCGCCCGCUGACCCACACUGUUUUAGUAACAUAAUUUGCUGUGAGCACGAUUUCUGUAACUAGGCAUAUAUUGAAGGAAGUCAAAUGUCUUAACGACAAUAAAACAAUUAUUGUAGCGGUAA
Molecule: messenger RNA, 670 nt
Organism: Stylophora pistillata
Lineage: Eukaryota; Metazoa; Cnidaria; Anthozoa; Scleractinia; Pocilloporidae
Source: RefSeq, a predicted model, not a curated record